UGCUGAAGGAGAGUCGAUGAGUUCAUCAUCGGGGGCAGGUGAUGCAUGAUGAAGCUGUAACUGAUCUAGAUGAUGAGAUACUGCAGCUGACAGAGGGCCAUGGGUUCCUGUACGAGACGUUUGGGGUGCGUCCCCGGUUUUCGUGGCACGUGGACCCGUUUGGAGCCUCUGCCACCACCCCUGUCCUCUUUGCCCUGGCUGGGUUCCAUGCCCACCUCAUCUCACGUAUUGACUAUGACCUCAAAGAUGUCAUGCAGAAGAGCAAGAAACUACAGUUUGUUUGGAGAGGCUCCCCCUCCUUGAAAGAGCAGCAGGAGAUCUUCACUCACACCAUGGACCAGUUCAGCUACUGUACUCCAUCUCACCUGCCUUUCUCUAACAGCUCUGGUUUCUAUUGGAAUGGUGUGGCUCUGUUCCCUGACCCCCCUAAAAAUGGCAUCUACCCCAACAUGAGCCUGCCUGUCACCAAAGAGACGCUGCACUCCUAUGCCAAGACCAUGGUGCUGAACAUCCAGCAGAGGGCAGCGUGGUUCAGGACAAACCAUGUCCUCUGGCCCUGGGGUUGUGACAAGCAGUUCUACAACUCCUCUGUGCAGUUUGCCAACAUGGAUCCCUUGGUGGAAUACAUCAACCAGAACAGCAAGGAGUUUGGAGUGACAGUCCAGUACGCCACUCUCAGCGAGUACUUCCAGGCUGUCCACCAAUCAAAUCUCACCUGGGAGGUGAGGGGAAGUGAGGACUUCCUUCCCUACUCCACUGAACCUUUCCAGGCGUGGACUGGGUUCUAUGCCUCCCGGAAUGUUCUGAAGGGGAUAGCCAGGAGAGCUAGUUCCCAGCUGCAUGCUGCAGAGACUCUGUUCACCCGGUACCGGGCCAGCUACCCAGAUGGACCGGUCCCUAAAGAAGAGGCCCUGCAGAAGCUGAAGGCCCUCCGCUGGGCUGUCUCUGAGGUGCAGCACCAUGAUGGGAUCACAGGGACAGAGUCCCCCAAGGUGUCUGACAUGUACAUAGAGCACCUGACCCAGGCUAUGAUGGGAGUAGAGGAACUCCUGGCUGCCCUCUUCCUCCUGCCCCAGACCCUGGGCACCGCUAGCAACCCUGAAGACUCUCAUAGCAAGGGCUCCCAUCAGGACCUGGAGCAGCACAUCAUUGUGUACAACCCCCUGGCAUGGAACACCACCGCCAUCAUCAACGUCACGGUAACCUUGCCCAUGGCAACCGUGUUCGACGACCAAGGACAGGCCAUACCUGCACAGACCCAGAGUUCAGCUGACUCCAACACGACCUAUGACCUGUUCAUUGUGGUGAACCUUGGGGGUCUCCAACACAGGAAGUACCUCAUCAAGUUCUCAGAGAAGCCGGGUAAAGAGGGGUCCUCGACCCACCAUGCCUGGGUUGUGUCGUUCAAGAGACUAAAUGUUUCACAGGAGUUGAAGACAGGAAGGAGACUCUUGCCGGUUCUGAAUGAGUGUUACAAGAUCAUGCUGGACCAGGAUACUAACCUACUGCAUAGCAUCACCGACAGGAAUGAGAAGAGAACGGUGAGAAUGAGUCAGGAUUUCUGGGAGUACCAGGUCAAUGGGAAUGUCAGCGCAGGGCCCAUCUCUGACAACUACAUCUUCAGUGCCAACGGCUCGGCAGUGAGGGCGUACAAGGCCGUCAAGAUGGAGAUUGUCCCUGGGAAGAUCGUCACGGAGAUCAGACAGUACUUCUACAGAGAGGAAGCAGAUGAGGACUACGCCUACUCUGUCACCACCAGAAUACCACAGAGUUUCCCCAGCGGCAGGCUGUGUUACAGGAUGGAGCAGAGCUACUCGCUGGGCCCCCUGGUGGUCAACACCGAAGCUGUCCUCAGGAUCAAGACCAGCCUGAAGAACAACAGGACUCUGUUCACUGACGACAACGGGUACCAGAUGAUGAAGAGGCCCUCCAGGACGUUCGUCAAUGAUACUGUUGCCAGAAACUACUACCCCAUGGUUCGAAUGGCCUACAUUGAAGAUGACUCUAGCAGACUGGUCCUCCUCAGUGAGAGAGCUCAUGGUGCAUCCAGCCAGAGUGAGGGAGAGCUGGAGGUGAUGCUCCACCGACGUCUGUGGAACAACCAGGAGUGGAGUCUGGGUUAUAACCUGACCCUGAACGACAGCUCAGUGGUGAGGCCUGUCCUAUGGAUGACACUGGGCUCCCUGGCUGCUACCUCCUCUCUCUACCAGAGGGAGGCGCUAGAACUGCAGCACCGACCUGUGGUCAUGCCCAUCGACAGGCCACAGAAGGCCUGGAGGAAGGAGCCUCGGACCGGAUCUCCGAUUCGCCCCGUGGUCCUGCCUGACAACCUCCACCUGCUGACGCUUAGUGUCCCGGGUUGGUUCUACAAUUCCAACCACACCCUGCACCUCCGCAACAUGGAGACCGGUACCCCUGGAUCCACACAGCCGGACUACGAUCGGGUCCUACUGAGGAUCAUGCAUCUGUAUGAGAAGGGGGAAGACCCGGUUCUGUCUCAGCCGUCCACCAUUAACAUGAAGGAAGUGCUGCGGGGCAUAGGGGAAGUGAGAGCGUUGGAAGAGCGCUCUCUCACAGGAACCUGGGAUAUCUCCGACCUCCAGCGGUGGAAGUGGAAGGCUUCAGAAGACCCAGGGAGGGGUGAGAGUGUUGGGGUCAAGAGGUCAAGUGUUGGUGUGAGAGGAGAGUUCAACGUGACCAUAUCACCCAAAGAAAUCAGGACCUUCUUUGUUUACUUCAAGCUCAAGUAGAACGUUCCUGUUACCCUUCAGUCUUCUGUGAAGAUGGAUGACUAAUCUGAAGAGAGGCCUUCUGACAUGUAGAACAUGUGAUUAAACAUUCUGUCAUGUACUUUCUCUAAUAUAACACGGGACAUUGUAUGACCAGGAUGUGGAUUAUCUUGAAGUGCCGGUCUACUUUUUCUGUAUUAAAUUGAGUAUAAUCUAAAAUAGGGAGUCGCUCCAUUUUUGUGUUUUUUUCCUCAGUUGAAGUGCUUCUGUUUUUAAGGCCUUGGAGAGGGGAAGGUCAUUAUUGACACCUCAAGCAUCUGAAACCCUCAUAACCCAACCCAGUAGUUAUCUCACUGUUUGAGUAGCAGAAAGAUUGUUGAUCUGUAUGGCGUUAGUGAGACAUGUUCUUCCUGUUUGCAAGUGAGCGCAGCGCUGACAGUCCACAGUAGACCACACGGCCACUUCCUGUUAUUGGCCUUAAAGAAUAAGUACUUUCCAUAGGAUGACAUCAGUCUAUAAAUCAAAUUUUAUUGGUCACAUGCAGAUGUUAAUGCGAGUGUUUGCGAAAUGCUUGUGCUUCUAGUUCCGACCAUGCGGUAAUAUCUAACUACCUUACACUCACGUAAACCUGUAGCUUCACUUGAAUUGGCCCUUUCCAUUGGCUCUGUAAUUCAACAUUCAACUCAAGAGCACCCAGUGAUCAAUCUGAACGUUUUGUUGUGGAAUUACACCUCUAAAGAUGUGAAUAAAUAUUUUUUAAACUUG
Oncorhynchus keta (chum salmon) is the source of this 3494-nucleotide messenger RNA. It is a transcript of the gene man2b2, whose product is annotated as mannosidase, alpha, class 2B, member 2. Gene Ontology annotation, molecular function: alpha-mannosidase activity; carbohydrate binding. The record is from RefSeq and is a predicted model, not a curated record. Bases 42 to 2750 code for a protein of 902 amino acids. The transcript is spliced from 16 exons. Gene Ontology annotation, biological process: mannose metabolic process. Lineage: Eukaryota; Metazoa; Chordata; Actinopteri; Salmoniformes; Salmonidae. Gene Ontology annotation, cellular component: lysosome.